CUAACCCUAACCCUAACCCUAACCCUAACCCUAACCCUAACCCUAACCCUAACCCUAACCCUAACCCUAACCCUAACCCUAACCCUAACCCUAACCCUAACCCUAACCCUAACCCUAACCCUAACCCUAACCCUAACCCUAACCCUAACCCUAACCCUAACCCUAACCCUAACCCUAACCCUAACCCUAACCCUAACCCUAACCCUAACCCUAACCCUAACCCUAACCCUAACCCUAACCCUAACCCUAACCCUAACCCUAACCCUAACCCUAACCCUAACCCUAACCCUAACCCUAACCCUAACCCUAACCCUAACCCUAACCCUAACCCUAACCCUAACCCUAACCCUAACCCUAACCCUAACCCUAACCCUAACCCUAACCCUAACCCUAACCCUAACCCUAACCCUAACCCUAACCCUAACCCUAACCCCCUAACCCUAACCCUAACCCUAACCCUAACCCUAACCCUAACCCUAACCCUAACCCUAACCCUAACCCUAACGCAUGAGACUUGUAGUUUUCAAAAAUGUUUUCAUUUUUGAUGAGACGCUGAAUAAAAGAAGUUUAAUCGCCCUCAAACGAAAACCCGCGAC
Hydractinia symbiolongicarpus is the source of this 596-nucleotide messenger RNA. RefSeq names its product circumsporozoite protein-like. The annotation marks the transcript as partial. The record is from RefSeq and is a predicted model, not a curated record. The transcript is spliced from 2 exons. NCBI's taxonomy places the organism in Eukaryota, Metazoa, Cnidaria, Hydrozoa, Anthoathecata, Hydractiniidae.